AUGUCUCCUUCUGCUCUGCAAAGUGCACCCACUGGCUUGAAUAGCGUCAAGAUCUCAAUUCCAGAGCCGGGUAUCCUUUUGGUACUGAUCAAUAGGCCCCGGCAGCUGAAUAGCCUAAGUGUUGAAGCCGGGUAUGAGCUUGACUCUGCCUUCAAGUGGUUCGAUAAAGAGGCUAGCCUGAGAGUCGCAAUCUUGUCUGGAGUGGGCAAAGCAUUUUGUGUCGGCGCUGAUCUGAAAGAAUGGAUGGAAAACAACAAGAAAGGGGUGUCGAUGAACCUGCCGGAGACUGGGUUUGGUGGUGUUUCCUUUCGCCAUGGUAAAAAGCCAAUCAUUGCAGCAGUCAAUGGCCCUGCACUUGGAGGUGGCUGUGAGAUGGCUGUCAACUGCGACUUGGUGGUCGCAUCAGCUCAUGCCACCUUUGGCUUGCCCGAGGUCAAGCGCGGCGUCACACCGUUUGGGGGCGCGCUUCCACGAAUCAUGAGAACUGCUGGCCGCCAAAGAGCGACGGAACUGGCCUUGACGGGACGUGCUGUAACAGCGCAAGAGUUCAAGGAGUGGGGAGUGUGCAAUCGAGUCUGCGAGAAGGGGGCUGAUGUAAUAGCAGAGGCUCUUGAACUGGCCAAGAUGAUUGUCAAGAAUAGUCCGGAUGCUGUUAUUGUCACAAGAGAAGGGCUUAAGAUGGGAUGGGAGUCACUUGGUGUCGCUGACGCGAGUAGAUUAUUCCUUGAUGGGUGGUCUAGAAAGAUCUAUGAUACUGAGAACAUGCAAGAGGGAUUGAAUGCAUUCACAGAAAAGCGAGCCCCGCGAUGGAAGGACACACAUUAG
Messenger RNA from Clonostachys solani, 825 nucleotides. NCBI's taxonomy places the organism in Eukaryota, Fungi, Ascomycota, Sordariomycetes, Hypocreales, Bionectriaceae. The record is from the annotation of a GenBank genome assembly.